CAUUAUCUAUUUUAGCAAUGUUUGCAACACGUCAUGCUCUUAUCAACUGAGCUACGAAGGAGCACGUCGACGUCACUAGAAUGAUGACAAGCAAUUUUAAGGGAUUCUAAAGGGAAUCAGAAUUCCAAACUAAUUUCUAUGGCAACACAGUUGUCAAUUUUGUAAACAAUCAUUUUCGAACGUGUGUUGCCAAGAGACAUCUAACCGACGUUCUAUGGAACGUUUUCUGUGCGAAAACAAAUUUUUUGCUGCUGACAACAAACUUGUUUGAUUUUUGAGACCUGAGAACAAUCGACUGGAAAAUGCCUGGGUGCUUUUCAAGACUGGCGGAGAGAGUGCGUGGACGUCGGCGGCCUACUGCGUCGACAGGUUGUUCAAAUUCAUUUGUGGCUUGUUUUUCUUGUCUUUUUCUGUUUUGCAGGGUUCGUGAUCGUCGACAGGUGGACAGCGACUUCGAAGAGGAAACAACUGUCCUGGAUGAGGUCCAGUUGGAUGUGCCAUUGGAUGAUGUGCCAGAUGUUCCACAGCUGCCAGUCCUCCUUGAUGUCCAGAAUGCUGCUAUCAUCCUUGAGGAUGUGCCAGAUGUGCAGACUAUCCUUGAGGAGGCCACUGUUAUUUGGCAGUUGAUUCCGAUUAGGUUCAGCCCCCAGUACUGUGGGCCUGUUGUGAUCAGGAACAAUGCCGGUCCGGUGGUUAAAGCUUGGAGAACUUUCCAGUUCAUCAGCCCCAUCAUCACCUACAUGCGUGGGGGAUCCCAGCAGGUGGUGGUGAGGAUGCACCACGUGAGUAGGGUGAGAGGCCUGGAGACUCAACUGGUGUGGGCCAUCUCCAAGGAGACAGCCAGGCUUAGUCCAGAGGGCAUCCCCUACUGUGCCACCAAAGUGCAGUCCAUCACUUGGAUCCAGCGUGUGGCUGGCAGGGUGACCCACUAUGCGUCUCACCUCCGCCACGAGACGUCCGUGGACGUGACGCUUGGCUGCUACCAGGUAAAUAAACGAUUUCCUAUGUAUAUAGACUAGACAUUACUGGGCAUU
Oncorhynchus kisutch (coho salmon) is the source of this 1034-nucleotide messenger RNA. RefSeq lists its product as uncharacterized. The coding region runs from base 303 to 1019 and encodes 238 amino acids. NCBI's taxonomy places the organism in Eukaryota, Metazoa, Chordata, Actinopteri, Salmoniformes, Salmonidae. The transcript is spliced from 6 exons. The record is from RefSeq and is a predicted model, not a curated record.